Aethina tumida (small hive beetle) is the source of this 1995-nucleotide messenger RNA. Its product is annotated as glucose dehydrogenase [FAD, quinone]. The transcript has 3 exons. NCBI's taxonomy places the organism in Eukaryota, Metazoa, Arthropoda, Insecta, Coleoptera, Nitidulidae. Bases 1 to 1884 code for a protein of 627 amino acids. Gene Ontology annotation, molecular function: flavin adenine dinucleotide binding; oxidoreductase activity, acting on CH-OH group of donors. The record is from RefSeq and is a predicted model, not a curated record.
AUGCAAGCUACCACUUUGAUAUUGACGUGCUUACCUUUGUGGGUAUUGGGCCAAAAUUACUCUUCCACUGUUGAUUCGUUUACUGAGUUUGUCUUAAAUUCUAUUCAUAACUCUGAGUCUUAUCAAUUGCCAGUUAAUGCAUCAGAAUAUGAGCCAAAUAGUACAUCUAUAAAAGACUAUGGAACAUUCGACUUCAUCGUAAUCGGAACUGGAUCAGGAGGAUCAGUUGUGGCCAACAGUUUAUCAGAAAUAAAAAACUGGAAAAUCUUAGUACUAGAAGCUGGGUCAUUUGGAAAUGACAUUACAGACAUACCUUUAAUGUAUUACCCCUUGGUGUACAGUAAAUAUAAUUGGGGGUACAACAGUACACCACAAACUACGUCUUGUUUAGGAAUGAUAGACCACAAGUGCGCCUUGCCAAGAGGUAAAGGAGUCGGAGGAACAACCCUCAUAAACGGCCUAGUCUACUCCAGAGGCCACAAAAUAGAUUACGAUCGUUGGGAAGCCCUAGGAAAUCCCGGAUGGUCCUACAAAGACGUCCUGCCUUAUUUCAAAAAGGUCGAACACUUCAACCCCAUACCCCCAGUGCAAGCACCCGUAGACUUAGAGUAUCACGGUCGUGAUGGGUAUUUAAAUGUGGAAUUCCACAGGCCAACAUUGAAUCCGCAGCUGGAUGCCUUCCUGAAAGCCAACGAAGAAAUAGGCGUACCCAUUGAUGAUUACAACGCCAAUAAGAUUGCUGCUUCUCCGGCUCAGAUCAACACAAUCCGUGGCAAAAGAGAGGACGACGGCAAAGCCUUCCUGCGCCCAAUUUUAAACAACAGAAGCAACUUAAAGUUGUUAACUCAAAGUUACGUGACGAAAAUCUUGACAACAAAAACCACCAGAAGCAGGAUUAGGGCCACAGGAGUAAUUUUUAGCAGUAAUGGUACAUUGUAUCGUGCCAAUGCGACCAAGGAUGUUAUUGUAUCUGCCGGAGUAUACAACACGGCUCAGCUGCUAUUACUUUCUGGUGUAGGUCCGGCGAAGCACCUUAAAGAAAAGAAUGUGCCUCAAGUGGCCGACUUAGAAGUUGGCUCUUAUCUUAAGAAUCAUGCUGCUUUUUAUGGCUUGAUUUUUACCACUAACGCCUCUUUGCCUUCAGUACCAUACCAGCAGUACGUUAAAGACUACUUCAAUGGCGUUGGCGCACUGACAGUCCCAGGAGGCAAUCAAGGAGUAGGCUUCUACGAAUCCAACUUCACCAAGGGGACUGGCUACCCCGACAUUGAACUCAUGAUGAUCCCUUCGAAUGCCACCAACCCUUUGUCCAAAAGAGCAUUUUUAUUAACCCAGCAAACUUUCGAUGACGUGUGGGCCAAGCCCAAUCCACUAAGCAGCUUCGUUGUGUAUGUCAUAGCGUUGCACUCAAGAUCCACAGGGACGGUAAGACUCAAUGGAAACGACCCUUAUGCUUACCCUCAAAUUGACACCAGGUUUUUGUCCGACCCUGAUAAUAGAGACAUAGACACACUUUACCAAGGAAUACAAUUGACUUUAAAAUUAAUAAACACUGAAGCCUUCAAAAGUAUCAACGCCACCAUAACUGGAGGUCCACUAAGAGCCUGCAACCAACAUAAAUAUCUUUCUAAAGAUUACUGGUACUGUGCCCUCAGGCAAAUGUCGGUGGAUAUUUAUCACCCCAUUAGUACUUGUCCAAUGGGGCCGAAGCCAGAAAAAGGGGACAUUGUGGAUGCCAAUUUGACAGUUCACGGAUUUUCAAACUUGAGGGUUAUAGAUGCCAGCGUCAUACCUUUCCCAUUGUCUGGACAUCCUAAUGCUGCCGUCACAAUGGUUGCAGAAAAAGGCUCUGACAUUAUUAAAAGAAAUUACGGAGUACUAUAGUAAAAUACCUGUUACUUGGGAACCAUUAUUUAUUAUAAUUAAAUAAAUUAUACAAUAUUAUAAACCAUUUUUAUGUAAUUGUAACAGCCUCAAAUAAAGUAUACACAUUUC